UGGGCAGGAACACUCAAAUUACACGUGGCGUAAUGAAAAAGAAAGCACAAGAUCCUGCAAGUAAAAGCCUCGUCUUGUGCUGAGCUCUGAGGCCACCAAUAGACGCUCGGAACCAAUUUCACAGAUGAACUGGCUUUGAAAGAGUCGGGCCGCUGACAGUGGGGCUGGACGCGGAAUGCCCCUUCUCUAGGAAUGACUGAAGCAGACGUUUUCAACGCCACGUUGGACGACCUUCCGUAUGGCAGCGACCCCACAGGCAACCUCACGGCGCUUUUCGGCAACGCCACCGGAAACCUUGCUUCGGACGAAGUUUUGGGUCCACGCUACCACAAGCGAGUCCGGAUCUGCAUUAUCGUCACCAUGAUAAUCCUCUCCGUAGUCGGCAACAGUGUCGUCUGCUGCAACCUACUUGUCAAGCAUCGUCACCGCCGCGUGUCCAAGGCCAGGGUGCUCUUUCUGAACCUCGCCAUCGCUGACCUCCUGGUGGCGUGCGUCACGAUGACGUCGCAGGUAGUGUGGGAGGUGAUGGGCCGUCUGUGGAUCGCUGGCGACCCCUUCUGCCGCUUCUUCAAAUUCCUGCAGACGUUCGCGCUCGUCUCCUCCACGUACAUGCUGGUGGCCAUUGCCGUGGACAGGCACAUCGCCAUCGCAACUCCGCUGGCGCCCAGCCCUGACCCGUGGAAGCUUGCCGCCGUCACGUGGGUGGCCUCGUGCAUGCCUUCCCUGCCCAACGUAUACGUGUUCCAUAGCGUCGAAGUGGCACCGGGAAAGUGCUUCUGCGCGUCCAUCUUCUACGACCGCGGCACACCACUCUACCACCGCCAGAUCUACAUGGGGUUCGUGUUCUUCAUGGUGUUUGUGGCGCCGCUCGUACUUCUGAUUGCGUUCCACACUGGAAUACUCUGGACGCUUUGGAAGCACAGCGCCACAGGUCGGAAGGUGGGCCAGCAGACUACAUCGUCGCUUCCGCGGGCAAAGGUGAAAACGUUGAAGAUGACAGCCGUGGUAUUCGGUGCCUUCCUAGUGACCAACGUGCCGUACAUGGUGCAAGAGGCCAUUCUCGCUUUCGGCAACCCUGGCAUCCUGGACGCCAAUGUAGUGGCCCUGUUCGGCGUCAUCUCGGCCUCAAACAGCGCCAUCAAUCCGUACAUCUUCCUGUACUUUCAGCGGCCGCGCAAGGACGCCGGCAACGGCGGUUUCUGGAGAAGAGCGUCCCGGCUGGUGCGCGAGUCGCUCACGUGUCGCCUGCUCAACAGGGCCCACACAGAUUCGCAGGUGUCCACUGACCCGGCUGACGCUUACUCCCCGGCGCGCCUCACCAAAGCUUGCAACACAGCAACGAGCGGCGACUGCGCACUGACGCCCAAAGACAGGGAGAGCGAGAUGUGUUGAUCAUGACUGUGUGAGAACGCUGAGACCACGUGGGAAUGGUGACCUGUGUGUAGUCACCGUGAACCCGGUCGCUACAUCGUCAACGCCGGGACUUCGGCUUUGACUGUGAUGUGCUCUUGUGUUAUCGUUUUACGAACCAUGUCCUGACGUGUGGAUUGUGUGGUGAGUGGCAUCACCGCAAACUCUCUCGUCAUAACACGAGAACAUCAGUCAUUAGUGCGCGCGGUGCCCGGGGGGCACCCUUCAGCUGUAGCAGCAUGUUCUAAAGAAACCAGCAGUAUUAGUACUUCAGGUUAACAGCAAGAGUAAAAGUGACCACCUGCUGUGUUCGUCAUCAGUGUGUUGCUUAACUAUACCGAUCUGGAAAAAUAGUUGAACAUUGACUUUAUCACUCGGAGUUACGAAAUUAUGACUGAAAAUGAUGGUGUUCCGAGCGUCCAUGGCUUCGUGCGCUCCCUCUAUCUCUAACCUUGUUCUCGAUGUCAUUUUCGCUAAAACAAUUGUGCAUUAUUUUUGUUUAGCUUUAGGGGCACCAGAGUGUGCUCUGUGUAAAGAGUGCACACGCAUUAUUCGUCCACAAUAAUUACCUAGUUCCGAGGUGUGCACAACGAGAGAGUAUCCCGUGAGCACUACAUCCAAGGUAGAUGUGCACAGUGCCACAUGAAAAGCUAGAGCUGUAAAUAUAGAAUGUGCGUAUUUUUUCCAGAACAUCUCAUUUGUUAAUCGAUAGCCUGGUCUUCACUUAGACCAUAGUACUUGCGCAUGGAAGGCUUUAAGCCCAAAAUGGCACUGAAAGCUUGGAGGAACGCAGAAACCAUUUGUUCAUGUUCUGAGUUUUUUCUUUCCUUAAAAAAAGCAUUUGUUAACCCUGGGUACAACAAUUCGGAACGUCAUAUUCACCAGCAUGCCAUGAAUAAUUCAA
Messenger RNA from Dermacentor silvarum, 2314 nucleotides. RefSeq names its product gonadotropin-releasing hormone receptor. Gene Ontology annotation, biological process: G protein-coupled receptor signaling pathway. Gene Ontology annotation, cellular component: membrane. The record is from RefSeq and is a predicted model, not a curated record. Bases 193 to 1392 code for a protein of 399 amino acids. Gene Ontology annotation, molecular function: G protein-coupled receptor activity; peptide binding. The transcript is spliced from 2 exons. NCBI's taxonomy places the organism in Eukaryota, Metazoa, Arthropoda, Arachnida, Ixodida, Ixodidae.